GGCCGCCACGUGUCGUUCAAAAACGCCCUGAUAGUCCUGACGUCCAAUGUGGGCUCUCAGGCCAUUGCAAGGGGGGGCACCCACCGAAUCGGCUUCCUCACUCCAGGAGAAUAUGCAUCUGCUGAUGGGAAUAGGGGGAGAGAUGGGGGCAGAGAGGGACGGGCGGAUGCGGGGCGGUAUGCGGCGAUGAAGGAGGUGGUGAUGGAGGAGUUGAAGGCGCAUUUUCGACCGGAGCUCAUGAAUCGGAUUGAUGAGGUGGUGGUGUUCCGAGCACUGGAGAGGGAACAGAUCCGAGUGAUUGCUAACAUGAUGGUCAAGGAGUCGGCUGAUAGACUUGCACAGAAGGGAAUCAACCUGGAAAUUUCUGAAGUACUCAUGGAGCGGAUUUGUGAGGAGGGGUACGACAGGGCGUAUGGGGCGCGUCCACUGCGAUGUGCCGUCACGCGAUUGGUCGACGAUCCAAUCAGCGAGGCUGUGCUGGCAGCGGGGGAAAGCAGCAGCAACACCAGGCACCGCCACCGCCGCGUCAGCAGCAGUGACCUGUCGGAAUCUCUACCAUCCGUUCCUUCGGUGCUGCUCCCUGCGAUCGCAGCUGACGCCAAAGAAGAUGACACCAGCGCACCCCUGGGUGACGUCAGCGGGGUCAGGGAGGGCGCGUUCACAGCUGGCGACACAGCACUGGUGGAUGUCGGGGAGGAUGGGGAGCCGGUGGUGAUCCGCCUGCCUCGCCCUGACGUGUGUGAGAUGGGUCUGUGCCUUCCGUUUCUCAAGCUCCCUGCUGCCGCUGCUCCCACUCUCUCCCUCCCUGACUAA
Messenger RNA from Closterium sp. Naga37s-1, 813 nucleotides. The record is from the annotation of a GenBank genome assembly. Lineage: Eukaryota; Viridiplantae; Streptophyta; Zygnematophyceae; Desmidiales; Closteriaceae.